Striga asiatica is the source of this 1812-nucleotide messenger RNA. Lineage: Eukaryota; Viridiplantae; Streptophyta; Magnoliopsida; Lamiales; Orobanchaceae. The record is from the annotation of a GenBank genome assembly.
AUUAAGAAAUAUAGAACAGAUUAUGAGAUUUUUAUCUCGUAUUCCCUUUCUUACAGUCCAAAUUCUUCUUAUUUUUUAAUUUAUUUCUGGAAUUUGGUGAUCGGAGGGAAGAUUAAUGGAUGUGGAUUUGCAGAAUAUUAAGAAAUGGGUAGUCCUUUACCCAAUUUACAUUAACUCGAAGAAAACCCUUGCCGAGGGUCGCCGGAUCAAUGCUGGUAAAGCAUGCGAAAACCCUACCUGCGCCGAGAUAUACGAUUGCUGCGUCCACCUCAAGCUGCCCUGCGCGAUUGAGAGUGAGAAGGCUUAUCCGAGGGAUUUUAUGCAAAAGGGGAGAGUUAGGGUUCUGUUGAAAAGGGAAGAUGGGAGCCUCUGCAAUCCGACCGUUUCUUCGAGAAAACAACUAAUGCUUCAUGUUGCGGAGUUGGUGCCUCGACAUUCGGGCCGAACCAAGAAGCAAGAGGCUGCCUCGUCGUCAGCAGCUGGUGCUACCAAAUCCGGGAAGGGUGGAAAGAAGAGGAGAUAGUUUUGUCACCUUUUACUUUUAUGUGAUGAUUAUCCCAUUUUGCUUUGCUUAGUAAUUUUUGCACUAGACUGCCAAUAAUUGAAAUUGAAUCCUAUCAGGAGAUUUUUUUUUUUAAGUUAAAAAAUGUGAUUGGGGUUGUUUGUUUUCUUGAUUUUCGUGGUUCCUGUCUUGGUUGACGAGCGUAAAAUUUGUGCCAUUAUGGCAUUAUGACAAAAUUGUUAGAGUAAAGCUUCAAAGUUGCCUUCUAAUGUUGUUUGGACGGUUGGAAUAAUAACUCUAUGAAUUCUUAUGUAAACAGCUUUUACGGUAUAAGUACUUAGCCAACAGAUGACAAAAGCUAACGUGUAAGUCAGCCUUUUGUGCAUUGAGAGUCGAAAGUAUUACAAAGAGUAAACAUUUUCAACUAGUGUUACAAACCCAAAUUCCGUACGAAAUGUUGCUUCUAGCAAUGAUCUAAAUGAUGCAGGUGAGUGAUAUUUGUUAUUGUAAGAACUGAGAAUCCUUAAUAACUUCGAACGAGUGCAUGAUGAGAAACAAUACUGGUUAUGAUCUUAAGGGAAGGAGACUGACUAAACGAGACCGUGACUUUUUUAUGCCCACAUAGUGUUGUUAUGCAAUCACUUUACUAUGCGUUCGUGUGAAAUAUCUUUUCCCGAUCGGUGGACGUUGAUCAAGGCCUUGAACAGUUGUUUGCUUGCCGAAGUUGUAUUUGGAGAAAGUGAUCUUUUCGUGUCGGAAGCUGGCCGAUUGCGCGGGAUUAAGCGAAAUGGUGAAAUCGAGCGCCUCCCGAUUUUUUCUUCGGUAAUAAAAAGGAAAGAACAAAUGGACGAGUGGUUUGUUAGUGAAGAACGAAAAACAAGCUAUUCAAGAAUCUAUUCAGUGUUUGGAGCAUUUUAUCAGUUUGUUUGAGAACACAGAAGCUAAAGAUGACCUUGAAAACGAGAAGGUUUUUAAUAAGUACCUGCUCGAUGAAAGCAAAUUGUGCAUCGGCUGAACAAAAUUCGCUGGCCCUUUCAUUCAACGACUUGUUGAGCUUAUCGGCCAUGGAGCCCAAGUGAUCAACGGUACUCACGAGAGCUUUUGCAAUGUAAUCUUUUGACAGUUGAAUCACACUUUGGUUGUGAUCGGUUUUGUUGUAGGAUGACUCGAAACGAUCUGCAGCCGAGUAAAGUUGUUUCCUCAGAUUCUUCAAGUCCUGGAAAACCAUAAUGGAAAUCUCCCAAGUGAGCAUUUGUCUAAAAGCAUCACAAUGCAUCAUAAAUUUUCUUAAUUAUGUAAAGUUUUUAAUU